CGCUGCUGCACUGCAGCCUGGCGCCCCACCGGGCUACCCUGAGCCGACCUGCCGGCGGAGCAAGCCUCCCCCGCGUCCCGGCCUGAAACGGCUUCGCCAGCAACUCCCCGGUAGCUCAUUGCAAGCCAUGCAAGCCACCCUGUGUCCAAAGGAGUCUGCCCGGCUCAUCGCAGCCCACAGCGUGGACGUGCGUGUGGACGAGGCGGGCACAAGGAAGGCGGCCGAGUUCCUCUUUGACUGCGUUGCAGAGCCGGCCUUUGGCCUGGCCGCCUGGAAGGCGCUGCACGAGCUGCACCCGCGGACGGCAAGCGAGGAGGCGCUGGGCUGGGUGUUCCUUGUGGACACGCUCAACUUCUCCUUCUGGGCGGAGUACAAGGGGCAGGGCUGCGCCAUCAAGUACAAGGGCAAGAUGUACACUGGCUACUGGUCCCUCUGUGCCGCUGUCAACAGAGCCCUCGAUGAUGGAAUACCUAUUACCAGUGCCUCCUAUUAUGCCACCAUGACACUUGAGCAGGUUAAGCAUGUAUUUCGCUCUGACACAGAAGUCCCUAUGCCUUUGAUUGAAGAGAGACACCGUGUGCUAAAUGAAAGUGGGACAGUUCUGCUUGAGAAGUUUGGAGGCUCUUACCUUACCUGUGUUAAAAUGAGUCAGAAAAGUGCUCAAAAACUACUACGUUUAAUAGUAGAAAAUGUUCCUUCUUAUAGAGAUGAGGCUAUAUUUCAGGAUAAAAAGGUGUCCUUUUAUAAACGGGCACAGAUACUUGUGGCUGAUACGUGGAGUGUAUUGGAGGGCAAGGAAGAUGGCUGUUUCAAUGACAUUUCUAGUUUAACUAUAUUUGCUGACUAUAGGAUUCCUCAAGUCCUUGUUCACCUUGGAGCAAUGAGAUAUUCUGAUGAAUUAAUGAGGAAACUCCAUGAAGGAGUCCUGUUGCAGUCCGGAGAUAAGCAAGAGGUAGAGAUUCGAGGCUGUUCUGUUUGGUGUUGUGAAUUAAUUUGUGAUCACCUACUGGAACUUUAUAACAAGAAGGGACAGAACAUGAAUGAAAAGAUCAAUGCAGUUCUUCUAGAUUAUUAUCUGUGGGACUAUGCCAGGAAUCACAGGGAAGAUAUGAAAUAUAUUCCAUUUCAUCGAGUACGUUGCAUAUAUUACUGACUACAUCAAUUUCUUAAAUAUCUCAUUAAUACAUUGUUACAAUUUGUAUCUGCUCAGCAGUUUUUUAUAUACUGAUUUGAAACAAUGCAGUAACAAGUUUAAAUUCCUAUUUUCUGCUGUCCUAACAUUUUUCUCCAUGUUUCCUGACCCUGAGUAUUCUCUUUUGCUACACCUGAUUAGAAUUAGCCAUUUAAAAUUUGUAAUCAGUAACAGGAUAUACAUUUUCUGCUAACUUAGUUCUAUAUACACUGUUUUAAUACUGUGGACCGUUUUUUUCGCUUUUCUUAAUUGUAUUAUUGCUACAGUUAUACCUUUAUAAAAGUUGCAUUCUGCUAA
Messenger RNA from Alligator mississippiensis (American alligator), 1489 nucleotides. RefSeq names its product Q-nucleotide N-glycosylase 1 (gene QNG1). The record is from RefSeq and is a predicted model, not a curated record. NCBI's taxonomy places the organism in Eukaryota, Metazoa, Chordata, Crocodylia, Alligatoridae. The coding region runs from base 128 to 1153 and encodes 341 amino acids. The transcript has 5 exons.